Messenger RNA from Schistocerca nitens (vagrant locust), 447 nucleotides. RefSeq lists its product as uncharacterized. Bases 1 to 447 code for a protein of 148 amino acids. The record is from RefSeq and is a predicted model, not a curated record. NCBI's taxonomy places the organism in Eukaryota, Metazoa, Arthropoda, Insecta, Orthoptera, Acrididae. The transcript is spliced from 3 exons.
AUGGAUGACAACCAGGACAAUGACAGCAACCACAGACAGAAAUGGCAAAUGAUAACAACAACCACCAUGAAUGCACAUGGCAGUGGACAAGUCUAUAGAGUAAACCAGAUCGAGAACCGAAACAUGGAAGUGCAAGAAGGCAGACCUGCUGGUUGCACUGACGUGGCAAGACUGGCUGCUCAGGUGUCACUGAUGCACCUGAAAGUGACCAAUCACAACACCGUCAUCAAGAAGAAGGCUGAACAGUUUGACUCAACAGUGGUGGUUGAACAGCAUCGAUCACUGGACAGUGCAGACAGGCUGGUGCAGGAGGUACAGCCAGCAUGCAGUGCUUUGGUGGUUACAGCCAAGCUUGCACUUUUUGCCACUACAACUACUGAAAAAGAAUCUACACCACCACCACCACCACCACCACCACCACCACCACCACCACCACCACAUCUCUAG